Molecule: messenger RNA, 1329 nt
Organism: Cryptosporidium muris RN66
Lineage: Eukaryota; Apicomplexa; Conoidasida; Eucoccidiorida; Cryptosporidiidae
Product: RNA recognition motif. family protein
Exons: 1
Coding region: 1-1329 (442 amino acids)
Cellular component (GO): U2AF complex; nuclear speck; U2-type prespliceosome
Molecular function (GO): pre-mRNA 3'-splice site binding; poly-pyrimidine tract binding
Source: RefSeq, a predicted model, not a curated record
AUGUCUGAAGCUUUGAAUGACGUCACUAUAAAAAGAAGGAGGAGAAUUAGAUGGGAUCAAGGGGAUCCCUCUGGAGAUCCAAUAAAUCGAACUGUUAUAGUUGAGAAGGUCCCAAUGUUGUUCAACUCUCAAACAUUAUCUACAUUCUUGUGUGGUGCUAUAUGUGCUUUACAAGGUAAGCCCGCUGAUAGUUUAAACACGUUUAUCUCAUCAAUUAAAGAAAUUACAUGUGAAGAUGCUCAAUUAACUGUAAAUGACAAUAAUAGUACAAUACACAAUAUAUAUUCUUCAAAUGCAGGAAGUAAAAGUGGGGGUUCUUCAUUUAACCAUGGGAUUAGUAGAACUUUUCGUGUAGAGCUUCAAACUAUCAUUUACACAUUACUUUGUCUUAAACUAAAUGGAAUUCCAAUUGGUACAUCUUCAAGUAAACUUAUAUGUAGAAGACCCAAAGAAUAUAUCCCUCCACCAGAAGGUGAUCCUAUUAACACAUUUCAGAUAGUACUAGAUAAACCUGAAUCAAAACAAAUUUCAACCGAAAAGUGUAUUUUAAAAGAUUUGCCAAUAGACAUUAGUGAAGAAUCUCUUCGUAAACAAUUAGAAACUAUUGGACCAAUAAAGACGUUGGUAGUUAUAUAUGAUCCAAUAACGGGAGUACCAAAAGGAGUUGGUAGCUUUGAAUUCGAAGAUAGCUUAAACUGCAACAAGGCUGUUGAGAAGUUUCAUGGAAGACCUAUAGAGGGUACCAAAAAUGGAGUAUGGAAUAUUCAACUCAGUAGUGGAAUCUUAGCUAAGUCAAAUAAUAAUGUAAGUCUUAACUCAACAAGUCUACCAAUAUCCUCCACAACACCUUCGAAUCAAGCUUCCGUUAUAUCCUUUAUCACACCAAGAGAAUACAAACCAGUUACAAGUUUAACUAAAAGUAUGUCAUAUAAACUUUUAAGCAGCCCAAUAAUUGGACUAAUUCUUUGUGCUUCAAAAAAAGUUGGAGAAACUCCAAGUAAGGUCGUACAACUCUUAAAUAUAAUUCAGCCUGAAGAAUUACUAGAUGAUCAAGAAUAUCAUUCAAUAUUAGAUUCUGUAAAAACUGAGGCAGAGAAAUUUGGUACUAUUUUAGAGAUCUUCAGCCCACGGCCUAAAAGUAGAGAAAACUUAUACUGUAAUGGAGCUGGGAAAAUUUUUAUAUAUUUUGCAGACAUAACAAGUGCUAGAAGAGCUCAAUACCAGCUAAAUGGAAGGAUAUUUGAUCAUGUUAAAACUGUCUGUGCAUCAUUUUUUCCUCUAGAAAAGUAUCUUAAUCGUGAAUAUUCCAUAGUUAACUACACAAUAUAA